Molecule: messenger RNA, 1581 nt
Organism: Colletotrichum siamense
Lineage: Eukaryota; Fungi; Ascomycota; Sordariomycetes; Glomerellales; Glomerellaceae
Product: putative epoxide hydrolase
Exons: 3
Coding region: 1-1581 (526 amino acids)
Biological process (GO): epoxide metabolic process
Molecular function (GO): epoxide hydrolase activity
Source: RefSeq, a predicted model, not a curated record
AUGGUGACUCCUCUUGAGAACAGCGCCGUCUUGGCAGGUGAUGAAAUCAGGCCUUACCGCAUUCAUGUUUCAAGCAAAUACCUCGAUCUCACGAAGCAAAAGCUGGAACUCACCAGGCUGCCUCAUGAGACUUCAGAACCCAAGUCGCAAGACUGGUGGGAGCCGAAACCCCGGAUCGAGCCGCUCGUUGACUACUGGCUUGAAAAGUAUGACUGGCGAGAACAAGAGAGGCUCUUCAACGCACAGCUCCCUCAAUUCCGUACAGCAGUCCUGAUUCCGGGCACCGAGUCUUCCGUGCGGUCUCACUUCAUCCACGUCAGGUCGUCUCACAGCAAUGCAGUCCCCCUGCUCUUGAUUCCUCCUUUCCCCUUCACAAAUCUCUGCCUCCAGCACCUUAUUCAGCCUCUCGCGGAGCCGGAGGAUCCGGAGAAUAAGCAGCCUUUCCACGUGGUGAUUCCCUCUUUGCCUGGUAUCGGCUUCAGCGAUGCGCUCCCAAGUAACACGUCCGUCAUCUCGGCGACGGCUGAGGUCCUUAACACCGUUAUGACAAGACUUUCGUACUCAACAUACGUCGCGACAAACACAGCUUCGGCCACCUCAAGUCCUGCAGAAAUCGACUGGAAAAUCGCAAGCUACCUGACAGCGCACUACCCCAACAGCUGCGUAGGCGCCCACUUCAUCAACCCGUCCAUCAAGGCACCAACUGCACAGGCAGCGCCCCUGGAGUGGAUGAAGUGGUCCAUCGCAAAGUUCUUCCGCGCCCCAGUACUGGGAUACCAGCGCGAGGACUUCGCUUCCUUGGACCGGGUCUCCAAAUCGCCAGCGACCCCUCCGCCAGACAUGCUGGAACCAAACACGCCAUCCUUCGCCCUCUGCGACUCGCCGGUCGGGCUCCUCGCGCUCGUGCUCAAGGUCCUCCGCGUCUUAGGAGCGCAUAAGCAGUUCUCACCAACAGAGAUCGUCACUCUGACGCAGACGGCGUGGCUUCCCGGCCCCGAGGCCGCACUGCGCUUCUGGGCUCACUGUCUUGCCCACGAGGAGGAGGCGCCACCGAAGCCGGCUACAAAGCCUAAGAUUGCAAUGACGGUGUUUACUGGCGAAGCGGCCACUGGGCUGAGUGAUGUCGAAGCGCAAAUCGUCGCGCCCCGUCCGGCGUCAGUCUCAUACGCGUGUCCGGCCUGGGCGAAGGUCUCGUACAAUCUCCUCCACACGCGGCGGGCAUCGGCAACGCCGGGCUUGGUCGCCUGGGACGCUCCAGAAUACAUCUUUGAAGGAGUCCGCGGCCUGACGAAAGAACUCAUGGCCAUCCCCAAUACGCUGAAACGCUCCGACCAGACCACUGCGCCGCUGCAGGGCGUCAGUGUCCAGGGUGAUGGCUCACAAGGAGCGCAACAGAUGGCUAAGACUACUGGUAGCGAUAACGUGCCAUCGACGCCGCAGGCCGAGGCUUCGUGGCGCCUUGAGAGGAUUCGCGAGGCUUCGGAGACACCCAACAAGUCGCAAAAGGACGGCGGAGGGGCGGAGGCCGACUUUGAUCAGGCUAGUCCUGAUACCAUCGUGGUCACCCCUCCAGGGAACUGA